Messenger RNA from Aegilops tauschii subsp. strangulata, 2196 nucleotides. RefSeq lists its product as uncharacterized. Lineage: Eukaryota; Viridiplantae; Streptophyta; Magnoliopsida; Poales; Poaceae. The record is from RefSeq and is a predicted model, not a curated record.
CCGGAUCACCGGCCCCGCCGCCGCCGCCGUCUGGAUCGCUGCUGCCGUAUCUCCGGAUCGCAGCCACUACCGCCGUCUGGAUCGCCGCCGCCGUCACACAGAAGACAGUGCAGGAGCUGCCGCCGCCGCCCGCCCCCAUCUCCUCCCCUGAUCCAACUAAACAUCCCGUAAACUAAAAAAGAGGGUGAUUGGUUAGGAUGCUGCAGCAGCUAAUAAGAUGGGAAGACAACUCACUUUGCCCCUCCUCCAAGCACAUCAGCGACUCUUCGAUCUGCUUCUCUCCUUCGCAAGAUAUGGGAUUCUUAUAUACCAUUGCUGCAUCAUGUUGCACACAUGCAAUUCUAUUGUUUUGUGUAAGAGCCAUUGACUUUUGUGGAGAAGUUCGCGUCACGAUGGAAUUCUGCUGUCAAGGUCGCCAUGUCGGCGAGCUUGUUGGCGUCGUACUGCCCCAACAGGAGCGCCAUUGGGUUGGCGGCGCUGCUGGCGGCUGCAACCAUGGAUGAUGGAAAUUGUGAGUCCUGCAAAAUCUGUACGUGGGUUAGGAUAACAGGUUGAGCCAUCUGUUCCUCUAUAGUCAAACGCUUGAUUGGGAUGUUCUAUCCAUGAUGGGAUUCAUGAAACUCGACCUGUUGAAGAAGUUUCAGUCCAGCUUCACUCACCGCCUUUCAUUGUCAUCGAGACAACCGACAUUGCUCAAAACGCCGCAUCCCCGGCCUACUCUCUCUUCACCCGUCAAUGUUCAUGUGCUCCGACCCUCCCCGACCCCUCCCAGCAAGCAGCAGAGUCUCUUGUUCGAGCUCCACCGGGCCGGCGGCGACGACGUCCAUGUUCGUUGGGCGGAGCACAAUGCUAGGGUUGAAAUCCACCAUGCUGCUACUGAUGAGGCUCUCCUCCUUUGUCCACCGGUUAUCAGACAACUGCGUAUGACACGUCCACCGUCGUACACUCAUUUGAUCGUGCUGAUGCGCCUGGCUGUGGGAUGGCUUCUGCUGGGAUGCUCCGAGAUUUUUAGAACACUAAGGGCAUAUCUUGGCUUGAAUGCUGCUGGGUCGAUGAAGGCCAUGCAACAUGGCAGGUUUUGCUUACUCGUGGCUAUAUGUUGGCUUCGUGCUGGUGGGCUAUAGUUCUCCUGUCACAAAUCAUGGAGACAUUCAUCAUCGCAGAUUUCUGCUCCUGCUAUGUGAAAAGCAAUGGUGUGCCCUUGGAACGUCCUGCAGUAAGCCCUCUAAAAGAAUCCUUAUGAAGUGUUCCUAGAGUUUGGUGGAUAUGACCGGAGUGAUAUUUUCAUAAGGAAGUCCAAGGCACAAGGGCUAUAAAUGUUAAGGAUUGCCUGACUGCGACAACUAUUGGGUUCCGUCUCACCAUGCAGUGUCGCAAUAAGGCCAUUGAUCCAGUGUAGUUGUUGGGCAUGCACAUUGUGGAAUGGUUGUAGCAACUUGCUGGACUGCGGAUCAGGCCAUUCCCUUCCUCAGCAGAGCAGUCGGGCAAUUUUUGGACUACAGAAUUAGGUAAGUAAUUGAAUAUAUUUUUAUGGUCCGAAAAGCUUUCCAUUUAAAUGUUUUGCGAAACUAGACCUUUUCUCUUUUGUAAACAAAGACUAGAACCGUGGAAGAAGUUACUGAGUUAGCCUAAUCUAAGAUAGAACAUAUGCACUUUUGGAAAGCUUUUUUGAUUGCUAAAUCCGGUUAUCAGAGCUAAGAAGCAACUUUUCUAAACAUAUAGUUUGACAAGUUGUUACUCUUUGUGCACUGUGUGUGCUGCUUCUUUUGAACAUUCAGAGCUGAAGGUCAUUUCUGCUCUAAUGUUAUACAUUUUCAUUAGCAUGACGCAAGGUUAAUUUAUUUCUUGUUAUCUUGUGUUAUUUAUUUUUCAAAUAUUAUAAACCGCUGAUGCCCGAAUCCUGCUUUAUUCAAUUGAAUGUAAAGUUCUCUCCUUCAAUAUUCUAAUGCUUUACUAAUUUGUCAUAUGUGAGAAACCGAGAAGAAGGGCGCAUGCACAAUUUAUACCAGCAUCACAUUCCAAAUUGGUUUCUCUUUGUGUUAGUUUUCUUCUCAAAUUGGCAAGUUGUAGAGAUCAGAUUCUUUUCCCUUCAAACGAAUAUAAAACGCUCUUCUUUACUUUCCGAUUCAUUCAUUUAUUUUUGACACUCUGUUCAUUUAAAAUUUUGAAGUUCAAAUGAAUAAGUAUGUUUUUAUU